Messenger RNA from Macrobrachium nipponense, 2718 nucleotides. RefSeq lists its product as uncharacterized. The transcript has a single exon. The coding region runs from base 1 to 2718 and encodes 905 amino acids. NCBI's taxonomy places the organism in Eukaryota, Metazoa, Arthropoda, Malacostraca, Decapoda, Palaemonidae. Gene Ontology annotation, molecular function: DNA binding; DNA-directed DNA polymerase activity; nucleotide binding. Gene Ontology annotation, biological process: DNA replication. The record is from RefSeq and is a predicted model, not a curated record.
AUGAGGAGCUUCACUCACGAUAGAAGAUGGCGAGAGGGAUACGAAUACUGUCGUUCCUGUUUGUGUCUGUUAACGAGUGAGGAAGAUAUCGAACACCACCGCACUGAUUGCGUUGUCAAGGUCAAACUUACCACGAAACCCCCGAACGAGAAGUUGAAAUUCAGGAACUUUCAUAAAUCACAUCCCUUACCCAUCUGUUGCUUUUUAGAUACAGAGGCGCUCGUUAUACCUACGGGUGAUGAGAACGGUAUCACCAGUCGUCAUAAAAUGAUAAGUUUUAGCUAUAUCAUUAUCAACCGGGAUGGUGAAGUGGUGAAGACCAGGACUUUAACGAGUCGACAUUCGGCUACUGAACUGGUGAACGCAUUGGACGAGGACUGGUCCUCACUCGCGCUCGAAAAAUGUCAUUUCCCGAUUAACAUCUCACCCAGUGACGAAGAGAGAUUCAUGCGCGCCACCAGAUGCGAGUUGUGCGAUAAGAGGUUUGUAAGAGGUCAUGAUAAACACCGUCACCAUGACCAUAUGAAAAGAGAAGAUAACUUUGUAGGUGCGUACUGUCAACGGUGUAAUCAAAUGUGCGCAGACAAGUAUAAAACACUCCGCGUGUUCGUACAUAACAUGUCAUAUGAUUUGGGACUCAUUCUGAAAGAAAUGGAGGAUGAUCACCCUAUUCGAGUACAACCCAAAAACGGGAUGAAAUUCCUGUCAGUUCGCAUCAAUAACCUUUUGUUCCUGGACACGCUACAGUUCCUUUCGGGUAGUUUAGAGGUACUCGCUCGGGACCAUAUAGCCAGCGGGAGAGAGUUGACCUACACCCACUACCUAUUACGCCAUUUACCCCUCCAGUCGAGGUUGCGAAUCAUUACCGGAAAACACUCGUUCCCGUACGAGUACGUUGACGAUGAGGCGAAGUUAUCAGAGGACAGAUUACCCCCGCGCGAAGCCUUUUUCUCUACCCUAAAAGGGGAGGGUAUCUCCGAGGGGGAAUAUCAGCGAAGCAAGGAAAUGUGGCGAUUAGGAGAGUGUAAGUCACUGGGCGAUUACAUGAACCUCUAUUUGAGAAUAGACGUUGGUUUGCUAGCCGACGUGUUUCUCAAUUGGCGGAAAAUCUUGCUGCAACAGUACGGGUUGGAUUGCGCCCAAUAUACUACGCUCCCCGGAUACGCCUACGACGCCAUGUUGAAAAAGACGGGUGUAGUUUUAGAUUACCCGUACGACAUUGGCACAUACCUUCAAAUACAGGAAAAUAUACGGGGAGGUUUUACCACCGUUGUGAGGCAGCACAUAACAGCCAAAAACUCGGAAAUAGGUAACCUAGGGGAGGGAGAGUCUUCUUCCUAUAUAUUAUACCAAGACUUUAACAGUCUGUACCCUUUUUCCAUGACGGGAAAGCUCCCAACGGGAGAUAUUCGAGAACUGAACGAAGAAGAAAAAGAUCAAUUUGUACGGAACAAUUUUCCCGCGAAUGAUGACGAUGAUGUGGGUUACUGGUUAGUUAUCGACACCAAACCACUUUCGGCUGAAGCGGCUGAAAAAACGGAUGACUUACCUCUUUGCCUGCAUCAAAGGAAUGUGCAAUUAGAAGAUAUAUCGUCAUACUGUAGAAACAUCUUGGAAGAAGAGGAAGGAAAAAUAGGACAUCGCACCCGCAAGCUUAUCGGAGAUCACGAAGCUAAAAAGAAUUAUAUGAUAGCCCUACCCCUUCUGCGACUGUACAUGGAUCUCGGGUUAGAAAUUGAGAGAGUGCGUAAAAUUUACGCAUUUAAACAAGCUAGCUUUAUGAGGAAUUUUAUUGAGGAUAACAUACAAGCCAGGAAGAUGGCGAAGUGUAAAGACGAGCAAUCGGCUUUUAAGUUGAUGUCCAACAGUGUAUUUGGACGUUGCUUAAUGAACCCCACCAAAUAUGCCACGAAAAGCACCAUCGUGACUGACGAAGCAAAAUUCUUGAAAGAAAUACGCAGCCCACGGUUUAAGGAUUUUAUUGUUCUGAGUCCCAAGCGCGUACUUUGCGUGAGUGAGAAGCCUGAAAUAGAAGUGAAUAUGCCCAAUUUCGUAGGAUUUCAAAUACUGGAAAUGGCUAAAUACCACCUAUACCACUACUGGUACAAAGUCAUUAAACCUAGUUACGGUGAGCGGGCUCGUUUAAUCUAUUGCGACACAGACUCUUUUAUUUUUUCUUUGAGAGUGGAUAAUUUAAUCGAUGAAUAUAAGAAAUAUCCGUUUAAAGACUAUCUUGAUUUCAGCAAUUUCCACCCAGAACACCCCCUCUACAGCGCUCGUAACAAAGGUCGUCUAGGACUGCUCAAGUCAGAAGUAGGUGAAAUGAUAAUAGAAGAGAUCAUAGCCCUUAAGCCUAAAACCUACUCGGUCUUAGUAAGUGAUAAAAGUAUGAUACGCAGAAGCAAAGGAGUGCAAAAGUGUUACCGCGACUCUCUAACCCACGCAGAUUAUGAGGCAGCGCUUUACGCGGGGAAUCCACUCACCGCUCCCACACGUAGCAUACGGAAUGUGAAAGGGAGCGUAGUUACAACAGCGCAAAUGAAGAAAGUGUUUAGCGCUUUCGAUGAUAAGCGUUACCAUUUAAACCCAGGACAGUCGGUAGCUUAUGGCCACCCCAUCAUCCCGGUCAUAAUGGAGGAGGAGGAGGGUAUGGGAGUUAGUAAUGAUGAUGAUAAUGAUAUGAUGAUGAUGAUGAUGAUAAUCUGUUUCCUAGCCUAA